This is a messenger RNA of Myzus persicae (green peach aphid), 1321 nucleotides long. RefSeq lists its product as uncharacterized. The coding region runs from base 129 to 896 and encodes 255 amino acids. NCBI's taxonomy places the organism in Eukaryota, Metazoa, Arthropoda, Insecta, Hemiptera, Aphididae. The record is from RefSeq and is a predicted model, not a curated record. The transcript has 2 exons.
GCUGGCAAGAGUGUACUUGAAGUCGUCCGCUCGCGAUUCGUAUCCGACAGGUGUCUGUCGUGUUAGCUGCCGUCGUCGUCUAGCCAAAAGUAGAUUUCCUUAUAUUUUGAUAGCAAGUCGCCAUCACGAUGACGUCGAAUCAGCUGGUAGUAUGCGCCGCCGUGCUGUGGUGGUCGUGUGCCUCCGCCGGCAACGUAUUUCCCACGGUCGACCAAGUCUCGUCCGUACCCGACGCCGCCGAAGGACUGUCCAGUCUGGCCGACAUAUCGCGGACAAUCGAAGCUCAAGCGAUGCUGCUGUCGUCCGGCACGCCGUUCGACUUGUUGGAAGCUUGGAUGGCCGCUGACGGCGCCGGCGAUUCGGUCGAAGGUCGGGGAAAAAAAGUCAAGCCGGCCAAGAUGGCCAUGAUGAUGGCUGGUACGGCGGCCGCCAGCAUGCUGAUGAUGAAGGCCAUGGCCGCGAUCAAGCUGUUCAUCAUACACGCGUUUUUCGCCACCAAGCUGGGCCUGGUGGUCGGAGCCUACCUGUUGGUGUGCAAGCUGAUGGAAAUGAAACAAUCGCCGGCCAAGAAGUCGGUGCAGGUCAAGUGGGUGUCGGCGCCCCCGCAAUUCGACGAACACCCCCCGCAGGGGCCGCCCAUGAUGUCCCACUACCCGGACGCCGGCCAGUCGUCCUACGAGCCCCAUCAGGAGCCGCAGCAACACCAACAGCAACCCGCCGACCAGUACGGACCGCCGCCGCAACAGCAACAGUACAUGUCGUCCGGAGACUUCGGCGGCGGCAGCGACCUGCAGGCGCACUAUUCGCACGUGAGUCCGGUCACGUACAGGCCAACGAUGGUUAGCCACAAUCAGUCGGACAACAUGGCCAAGUCUGCGGCCAGAGUGAAGCCAUAAUACGAAACGGAUGCCGGCGACGAUCGAAUAUUAUGGUUAUUAUAAUUACUGGUACAUCAUUUAUGGGACAAAUUGUGUUUUUUUUUUUUUAAGAAAAAUACUCACCGCCAGUUCUGUAUGCAGCUCGCGUGCUGUGUCUAACUACAUCCAAGUUCCUCAAACCCAAUUAAUUGAUCAACUUAAAUCCAAGAUUCUCAGAAAAUUCCAUUUCAACACACCCAUAUACGGCUCUGAUCAUCUUCCCAACUCUUCAUUAGCCCAGCCGACUUCGCAACAAUAAUAAUGUAAGUGUUGAAUUAUUGUCCACGAUGAUCCAAGUGUACAGUGAUAUUAUGUACAUACAAUUUCAUAUUUUUUCGCAGCGUGCAAAACGAAUUUUUAAAUUAUUUAAAUUAAUUAUUUUAAGUAUCCAUACUUACAUAUUA